Eleginops maclovinus (Patagonian blennie) is the source of this 4471-nucleotide messenger RNA. It is a transcript of the gene caska, whose product is annotated as calcium/calmodulin-dependent serine protein kinase a. Gene Ontology annotation, biological process: protein phosphorylation; regulation of neurotransmitter secretion; intracellular protein localization. Gene Ontology annotation, molecular function: protein kinase activity; ATP binding; signaling receptor binding. Gene Ontology annotation, cellular component: basolateral plasma membrane; plasma membrane; cell-cell junction. The record is from RefSeq and is a predicted model, not a curated record. NCBI's taxonomy places the organism in Eukaryota, Metazoa, Chordata, Actinopteri, Perciformes, Eleginopidae. The coding region runs from base 694 to 3546 and encodes 950 amino acids. The transcript has 28 exons.
CCCCCGUGUAGGAGGAGCCUGUCGGGUUUCUGAAGCUCCGUGGAUCCGAGCGUCCAGGCAGAAACAUCGGGGAGAAAAACACGAAACCACGGGAGGAAAGUGGAGAAAACACGGAGAGAGGAGGCUUGGACCUGCAACGGAGGAGUGUGUGUCUUCAUGUGUGUGUGUGCAUUCUGCUAAACAGUGUACAGACUUGAAUCUGCAAAGGAGGAUUGUGUUUCAUGUGUGUGUGUGCAUCCCUUUGGGGAAGUGGAGCUCACUGUAACCCACCUGGAUCAGAAACAGGAGCCUGAUGCGCACCGGGCUGUCUCCAACGUUAAAGCCCAGAGUAACCGGGUGGCAGUGAACACACCACCGGAGGAGUUUAUUCCACUGUUAGUCUGACCACCACGUUUGAGACAUACGGGGAAAAGCUUGGGGAAAGGCGGGGUCGAACCGGCUCCCGAACCGGAUUAUUGCGCUCCUUCUGUGCCGAAUCACGCACAGCGACGCAGCGUUUUUUGGGGGGGCGGGGGGUUUUACAACUGGAAUUUAGAAACCUUCCACUGGAAACUCUUUACCCACUGCUGCGGACCUUUUUUAUUAUCUGUCCGCUUGUGGCCUCUGUUUCCCCCCCAGGUUUUUGAGGAGCACCACCAUCCGCUUUGGGACGCGUAUUUUGGGGAUAUUCUUUUCCCCAGCCGGGGUCGGACUAUGGCGGACGACGACAUUCUCUUUGAAGAUGUGUACGAGCUCUGCGAGGUCAUCGGCAAGGGUCCCUUCAGCGUGGUGCGGAGAUGCAUCAACAGAGAGACGGGGCAGCAGUUCGCUGUCAAGAUCGUGGACGUGGCCCAGUUCACCUCCAGCCCCGGACUCAGCACAGAGGAUCUGAAGAGGGAGGCCAGUAUCUGCCACAUGCUGAAGCACCCUCACAUCGUGGAGCUGCUGGAGACCUACAGCUCCGAUGGGAUGCUCUACAUGGUGUUCGAGUAUAUGGACGGAGCAGAUCUGUGUUUCGAGAUCGUGAAGAGAGCAGACGCUGGCUUCGUCUACAGUGAAGCGGUCGCCAGUCACUACAUGAGACAGAUCCUGGAGGCGCUACGCUACUGCCACGACAACAACGUCAUCCACCGAGACGUCAAGCCUCACUGUGUGCUGCUCGCCUCCAAAGAGAACUCUGCUCCGGUGAAGCUCGGAGGCUUCGGGGUCGCCAUCCAGCUCGGAGAGUCGGGGCUGGUGGCCGGAGGGCGGGUCGGGACCCCUCACUUCAUGGCCCCGGAGGUGGUGAAGCGGGAGCCGUACGGGAAGCCGGUGGACGUCUGGGGCUGUGGAGUCAUCCUCUUCAUCCUGCUCUCCGGCUGCCUGCCUUUCUACGGCACCAAGGAGCGGCUGUUCGAGGCCAUCUGCAGGGGGAAGUACAAGAUGAACCCCCGACAGUGGGCUCAGAUCUCGGAGAGCGCGAAGGAUCUGGUGCGGAGGAUGCUGAUGCUCGACCCGGCCGAGAGGAUCACCGUCUACGAGGCGCUCAACCACCCCUGGCUCAAGGAGAGGGACCGAUACGCCUACAAGAUCCACCUUCCAGAGACCGUGGAGCAGCUGAGGAAGUUCAACUCCAGGAGGAAGCUCAAGGGAGCUGUUCUGGCUGCAGUCUCAUCUCACAAGUUUAACUCUUUCUACGGAGACCCCCCCGAGGAGAUGCACGACUUCUCCGAAGACCCCACCUCCUCAGGCGCUGUCUCUCAGGUGCUGGACAGUCUAGAGGAGAUCCACGCUCUGACGGACUGCAGUGAGAAGGAUCUAGAUUUCCUGCACAGUGUUUUCCAGGACCAGCAUCUACACACACUGCUCGAUCUCUACGAUAAGAUCAACACCAAGUCGUCUCCGCAGAUCAGAAACGCUCCCAGUGAUGCUGUGCAGCGAGCCAAAGAGAGUUCCUCCCAGGACGAAGCCACAGACGCUUUGAAACAUCUGGAAUAUGUACUGGAAGAGAUCUCCUGCUACCCUGAGAACCACGAAGCUAAAGAACUCAGACGGAUACUGACCCAGCCUCAUUUCAUGGCUCUGCUGCAGGCCCACGAUGUAGUGGCCCACGAGGUGUACAGCGACGAGGCUCUGAGGGUGACGCCCCCGCCCACCUCGCCCUACCUGAACGGCGACUCCCCCGAGAGCACCAACGGAGACAUGGACCUGGAGAACGUCACCCGGGUGCGCCUGGUGCAGUUCCAGAAGAACACCGACGAGCCCAUGGGCAUCACGCUGAAGAUGAAUGAGUCGAACCAUUGCAUCGUGGCGAGGAUAAUGCACGGGGGGAUGAUCCACAGACAAGGAACGCUGCACGUAGGAGACGAGAUCAGAGAGAUCAACAGCAUCAGUGUGGCCAACCAGACUGUGGAGCAGCUGCAGAAGAUGCUGAGGGAAAUGCGAGGAAGCAUCACGUUCAAAAUAGUGCCAAGUUACCGGACCAUGGGCUCCCCGUGUGAGAAAGAGUCCCCCAACACCUCCAGACAGUCCCCUGCCAACGGCCACUCCAGCAUUAACAGUUCUAUCUUGGAUCUGCCGUCCACCAUCACGCCCAAAGGUCGUCAGAUUGAAUCCAGACCUCCAAUCAAGGACAAAUUGUCUGUGAAGAUCUACGUGCGUGCUCAGUUUGAGUACGACCCGUCCAAAGACGAGCUGAUCCCGUGCAAAGAGGCCGGGGUCCGCUUCCUGGUGGGCGACAUCAUCCAGAUCAUCUCCAAGGACGACCACAACUGGUGGCAGGGAAAACUGGAGAACACCAAGAACGCCACGGCCGGACUCAUCCCUUCACCGGAGCUGCAGGAGUGGCGGGUGGCAUGUAUAGCGAUGGAGAAGACGAAGCAGGAGCAGCAGGCCAGCUGCACCUGGUUUGGCAAGAAAAAGAAGCAGUACAAAGACAAGUACCUGGCAAAGCACAACGCAGUGUUCGAUCAACUAGAUCUGGUGACGUAUGAAGAGGUGGUGAAGCUUCCCGCCUUCAAGAGGAAAACCCUCGUUCUGUUAGGGGCCCAUGGAGUUGGCAGGAGACACAUCAAGAACACACUCAUCACCAAACACCCCGACAGAUUUGCCUACCCCAUCCCCCACACGACCAGACCUCCAAAGAAGGACGAGGAGAACGGGAAGAACUACUUCUUCGUGUCCCACGACCAGAUGAUGCAGGACAUCAGCAACAACGAGUACCUGGAGUACGGCAGCCACGAGGACGCCAUGUACGGCACCCGGCUGGAGACCAUCCGGCAGAUCCACCAGCAGGGACACAUCGCUAUCCUGGACGUGGAGCCGCAGGCCCUGAAGGUCCUUCGGACGGCGGAGUUCGCCCCGUACGUCGUCUUCAUCGCCGCUCCCACCAUCACGCCUGGCAUCAACGAGGACGAGUCUCUCCAGCGGCUGCAGAAGGAGUCGGAGAUCCUGCAGAAAACCUACGCCCACUACUUCGACCAGACCAUCAUCAACAACGAGAUCGACGAGACCAUCCGGCACCUGGAGGAGGCCAUCGACCUGGUCUGCACCACCAGCCAGUGGGUGCCCGUGUCCUGGGUCUACUGACCUCCACAGAGUCCCGCUCCACCUUCGGGCAAAACUCCCAUCAUUCCCUCUUCAAAGAAACAAGUCAAAACACUCUGACGGGAAACCUCUCUCUCUCUCUCUCUCUCUCUCUCUCUCUCUCUCUCUCUCUCUCUCUCUCUCUCUCUCUCUCUCUCUCUCUGCACACCGAACCCCUCGGCAAACUGUGAAUCAAAGCUCCUCUCUCUCUCUCUCUCUGUCUCUCUCUCUCUCUCUCUCUCUCUCUCUCUCUCUCUCUCUGGACUCUGUCUCGCCCCGACACGCGACCCGGUCCUCGUGUUGUAUAAAAAACUAAAGUGAAUAUUGUCAUGUCUGUUCUAGCUAGGAGGCAGCAUCUCUGUAGACGUUUGUUUUAAAGAGACAGUACUGACACCCUGACGUUGUAGUCCUGCUGGGUGUUGUAGUUCUUCAAGGGAGUAGGGUGUUCAGCACACACACACACACACUCACAUUAUUCCUUCUGGUUCUUUUCUAAGCUGCACAAUGUUGCAAGCUAACCCUCGGUACAAUCACCCCCCCCCCCCCCCCCGGUACUGUCUCUUCUAAAUAAAUCCAUAAGUGUUUUAGAGACUUGAAUGAGGUGAUCAUGCAUGUGGACAUGUGCAAGCUUCCAUGCUGUCAGUCAGUGUUCCCAGUGUCCCUCUGUGAAACCUCCAGAAGAAGACUCUCUAUAUAUAUUAUAUUACAAAAAAAAUCAAAAAACAUUCCAGUUGUUUGGAAGCUCAGCCAAGGGAAGCAAAAACAGGCGCAAGAAAAAUAAAGAACACCUACCGGACGAUGACUUGACACCUAUGCACAUCCCUUGCAUUUCAGGUGACAUUUCUAAACCACAGAUUUCUAAAUAAAGGAUAACUAAAAUGAUCAUGUAGUGAGAUGUGUUUGUAAAAAAAUAAAAUGAAUAAAAGUU